ACCACUUGUUUCGCAUGCUAGCAAAUGUUCAAUUAGCUCCAACGUGCUAAACAGCAUAGCGUUGAGAUACACAGCAGCUGUGCGCACUGCGGAGGACAACAACAACAACAACAACAACAACGUAACAUAACCUCCUGAAGACAAAUGGCCGAAGAGUCGCUGAGCUUUUAAAACCAUGGCGGAUUGUACCGAGCUGUGUGAGAGCAGCAUGCAGGAGCUGAAUGAUGGAGUAAACUGUGAUAGUGAUGGAAGUAAAGAAGAGGCGGAUUUAGAUGCCAUUCCACCAUCUCUGCUCAGCUACUUUGAAACCUCAAAAAGCAGAGCAGCAGUUUGCGAGAAGCUCAUCCUUGAGGAAGCUGAAGACUUCACUGCAUGGCAUCACACUGAGGACAUGAUGAACUUACCUAACAAACUUGAUAAGGACAUGAUGAAACUAAAUGGGCAGGUCACUUGUGAUGCAGUAAAUAAGGAGAACAGCACCCACCUUCUUCCUGCACCCACAGAGACAGAAGCACAUUUCUCUCACAAUGUGUCAGUGUGCCCCAACAACAAAGAUGAAGCUGGAACAGACGGAUAUAUGGACGGUGAGAAGCACUUGGCCUUUGAAGUGAGGACCCUUGAGCGCUCACUGAAAGAAGAGGAGAGUAAGAAAAGCAGUGAAUACAAGGCAGAGCGAGAGAAACGACACCUUGAGGAGAUUAAGAGGGAAGAGCAAAAGAAACAAACGGAAAAAGACUUCCAGAAGGAGCUGAGGAAGAUAAUGGAGGCAGAGAAGCUCCAUCAGAAGGAAUUUGAGUUGAUGGAGAAGAGAGCUCAUGAAAAACUUGAACAGGAGUUUCUGCUUCAGCAGGAACUGAUCAGCAACUUACAGCGACGAGUGGAGGAAGAAAGGAGGAUGAGGGAAGAGGAGCAGAAGAGAAUGAAGGAUGAGGAGGACAAGAGGAAACGGGAACUGGAACUUAAAAAAGAAAAGAGGAAAAAUGAGGAAGAGAAAAAAAGGAGGAUGGAGAGGGAGGAAAAGCAGAAGAGAGAAGAGGAAAGAAACAGGAUUGAUUCGGAAAAGAAGAAGCUGGAGGAUAAGAUGAGGAUGAUGAAGGAGAAAGAAAGGGAGGAGGAAAGAGAAGUGUUAGAAGAGGCAAGGAAGGAGAUGGAGAGAAACAUGGAGGAAGAAAUUAGCCUGAAAAAGGAGGAGGACGGAAAAAAGAAAGAAGAGGAUAAUAUGAGAAUAGAGGAAAAGGGGAGAGUAAUUAAGGAGAGUGAGGUGAGGAAGAAGCAGGAGGAGAUCAGGAAAAAGAAAGAGGAGGAGGAGGAGGCCGAUGAUAGACAAAGGAUGGCUCAGAUGGAAGAAGAUAGGAAAAAGAGGGAGGUGGAGGAGAAAGAGGAGGCAAGGAAGAAUGAAAGAAAAAAGAUGAAGGAGAAGGAGGUGAAGGAUGUGGUAAGAAAACAGGAGGAGGAAAAUAGAAAAAUGAAAGAAGAACUAAGACUCAUUGAAGAGGAUGAGAAGAGGAAAAGGGAAGCUGAAAGGAAACCAAAAGAGGAAAAAUGGAGGAGGAGGCAGAAAGAAGAGAUGAGACAGAAAGAUGAAGAGGAGGACAGAAAAGAGAAGGAAGAGUAUAAUAUGAGAAUAGAUGAAGAGGGGAGAAUAAUUAAAGAGAGUGAGGUGAGGAAAAAUAAGGACGAGGAGACUGAUAAUGGAAAAAAGCUGGCUCAGAUGGGAGAAGAGGAUAGGAAAAAAAUGGAGGUGGAGGAGAAGGAGGUGGCAAUGGAGAAAAAAGAGGAGCGGGAAAAUAGAAAAAUGGAAGAAGAACUAAUUCUAGAAGACACGAGGAGACAGAAAGAAGAAGAGGAGGACAAAAAAUCUGAAGAAAUGAAGCUCAAGGAAGACAAGGAGGGGUAUGAAGGCUAUGAUGUGGAGUGCAGAAAGAUGGGACAUGAGAGCAAAACAAAAGAUAAAGAGAAGAAGCGGGAGGAGGAAAGGAAAAAUGUGGAGGCAAAGAAGGAGCAGAAUGGGGAAGAGGGGGACGACGUUAACCCAAAAACGGAAGAUGAAAUGCGGCUCAAAGAAAAGGAGGAGAGCGAAAAGAGAACGGUGCAGGAAAAGGAGGUGAGCGUUACAAGAGCAAAUGAGCUGCAGGAGAAAAUGGAGCAUAACAGCACGAUAGGUCGAAAUGAAAACUAUUACAUAGAUAAAGCAGGAAACUCACAACCUGAAGACGGCCCCACAUGGACUUCCCCAAGCCCUGCUUCAUUACAUAAUGAGUCCACAGUCUGUCCCACCAGCACUGAUGCCAUACCAUGCAACGAGACGUCCGUAGAAACUGUGGACUGCCAAAAUCCAGCAGCAAGGCCUUCCACUGUGAAUCUUUCUUUACCUGUGAGCCUCCCCGAGCACACAGAGCAGAAGAGGCUGUCAUGGAUGAAGGAUUGCAUCCCCUGGUCCAAACUCUCCCUCCAGAACAGGAGGAAGCAGAGAGAAUCUGUCCGGAGUCAGAGAUGGCCGAGGAGGGUUCCCGAAGCUGUCGGUCUGCCACCUCUCUGCCCAGACUCCCUGCUUCAGUCCACGGGCUGGAAAUCCCUGCAGCAGGUUACCACGGUGACCCUGGAGGACUUGUCUGGCUGUAGCUUAUCCACUCUCGCUCUGUGUACUCAGCUUCAGUCCAUCAGCCUCAGACGUUGUGGUCUCAAAUCCCUGGAAGGCAUCAACCAGUUAGCACAGCUCUGCUACAUCGAUGUACAGGAAAACGACAUCUCAUAUGUCGACUGUGAAAACAUGGCUAGUUUACGAGUGCUUCAGCUUGGCCACAACAAGCUGACGUCAAUCCACGGUUUAACUGGUGCUGAAAAUCUGGAUGUUCUAGACCUCUCGCACAACUCCCUCACCCGCAUCGCUGGUCUGGAGUCUGUGAAGAGAUUGCAGAGGUUGUCAGUGGAUCACAACCAGUUGAUCAGCACCAAAGGACUGAGGGACGUAUACACACUCCUCCACCUGAACUGCUCACACAACCAUCUGGCAAGUGUGGAGGGUCUGGAGAACAGUGCUCUACUCAACACACUGGACCUGAGAGCCAACAGCCUUACUGAGCCACCCAGUCUGAACAACCAGGUCCUCCUCAGAGAGCUACAUCUAGACGACAACAGCAUCUCCUCCCUGCAGGGUCUCAUUGCUUGCUGGCUGCCCCUCAUGCAACAUCUCUCUGUGGCCCAAAACAGAAUCACCCAGCUGCCCUCCAUGUCUGACUUUGUGUCCCUUGCGAAUCUGGAUCUUCGAUUCAACUGUGUGUCAGAGCUCCAGAACGUGUGUGAGAGUCUGAAGGAAUGUCAGUUCCUGCAAAAGGUCCACCUCACAGGGAAUCCUGUUGAGCAGGAGAGUGGCUGGAGAUCCACUCUACAGAAAGCAGUACCUGGCCUAAGGGGCAUCGAUGACCAGGAGGCAGACUCUUAUCUAUCGCCCCCUGCUGUUCAACAGGUCAGCUUGGCCUCAGGCAGCUUCCUAACAUUCUGCCAGGAUCAGCUUCAGCAGACUUAUGAUUUACAGCAAAAGCACAGCAGGGAGCUCAGCGAUGCCUCAUCUUCUCUGGAUGCUGUAAAGACCUCCUGCCGAUACUUCACUGAGGCUCUGCAGCUGGCUACGGACCAGAGAUUUGCCCAUGAAUAUGGUGACACCACUGUGGCUGACGAACACAGGGCUGCAGGCCGAACAAUAGCUGAGGAAACACUUGACAUUGACAGCACCAAUGUUGAGAAGCAUGCUGAGCGGCCAGAAAUGGAGUCCACUGGAAAAGUUCCACACAUCAUUCCGAAAAGGGGCAAUAUCAGAUGCAGCUCCUGGACUUUCGAUAAGAAGUCAGCUGCAGAGAGUCGGCCUGACACAUUUGACAAUGUUACAGCAGGUCCAAAGACGGGGCCAACAGUUAGCAAAGUGAACUCUGGCAGUGUUCACUCCUUGGCAACAAAGGGAAAAACAAUUUCCGCCAAUUCUGAAAUGGCACCUGUGUCCAAGCAUCAAAACCUGGACCUACAAAACACAGCAGCAGUCGUGAUUCAGCAGCUGUGGAGGAAAUAUAGACAGAAAUGUGGGAACAUCAGCAGCCCUUCCACAGCUGAGAAGGGGGGAGGACGAGGAGAAGUUGGAAGAAAGCCAGAAUCAGGACCUUCGUAUAUUGACAGGAGUGUUGUUGGCCAAGAUUAUGCAGCAACUGUUAUCCAGGCGUUUUGGAGGGGGUUCACUCUGAGGAGGAGGCUAGCAUCUGCUCUGGCUGCUGUCAGUGUCGGGGACACUGGAGAGGACGACACCUUUGAAGAGGUGGACCUGGAUGAAUUUGUCUAUGAUGAGGCAGCUCUGGAGAAACAUUGGGCACUACCGCUUUCUGAGGCCUCACCUCCCAGACGUUACCCUGUGUCAGAGCAGCCACCGUCUCUCAAGCCUCCUGGGGCCUAUCCUGAACCUGCCCAGUACAUACUCCCACCACCGCUUGUAUGGAGGUCAAAGCAUGCCUGGGUGGCCGGAGAUCAGAUGGACUUUGCUGGGCAGAGAGUUUCCCCAGUGAGCUCCAGCAGAAGCAGAUCUCCUGCCUCAGUCUCAGUGGUCAGUGGUCUCACCAAACGAUCAGAAAUGAUUCUGGAAGAAUGGGGCUUCACUCAAAGCCACACAGCUCUUCUAAUGCUCAAGAGAGCCCAGAAGAUGAAGUCAAAGAAGCAACAGCAGAGGGAACAUCGGAAUCCCGCUGUCCGCCCUGACUUCACGAACUGCAGUUACCAGCUGGGUCCAGUGGAGGCAUGUAAGAGGCAAGCACAACACAACAGAAAUUAUAUAAAAGUUCGCGAAGCGGAGCUGGUUCUUCACCCUGCAGAGAGGGAGCAAGUUAAGCAGGAACGAGCUCAGCAGUGGCUGCACACCCAACCUGCUCACUCUGACAGGGACUCAGAGAGGAGCAGAGAUUCCAUCUCCCAAGCGAGUCACGUCUGCUCCGUCAAAAAAGGAGCGCAUCUCAUACCGAGACAACCCUGUCCAGUUGAGCGGCGGCUGGGGAGGGGGCAAGAAGAGGGACAGAGUGUAUAAGUAAAAUACAAACUUUUCAGCCACGACAUCACUUCUUUUGCUGUCCUUAGCCAACACCCAGAGCAACUUAAAGGCAGAUACUUUUUGUAUGUGUCCCUCUUUUGAUACCUUACAAAGAAAGCAGCAUUUUCAAAUUAUGUGUUAUCUUGUUCAGGACUGCACAUACUAUGCUUCCUUUGGAUGUAUCAUCAUCAUGCUGACGACAGCCUGGGUUGUGGUCUUAACAUAUUUUCCCCAAGAUUUAAACAACACAAUAAAUUUCAGUUUCACAAGACAAUUUAUUUUAUUUCCAUGCAGAAGACUUCCUUUGCUUUUAUUUAUGAUUCUAUUCCAUCGCCUACACCGAAUCCUCCUGCAGCUGUUCUUUUUUAAACUGAGCCCAAAAACUCGAGCUCCCUCUCCUGAAAAUUAAUUAAGACCAAUAGGACCUGGACCAGCCCAAAUAUCUUCAGGCAUUUCUAUUAUGUUGAUUCUGCUCAAGUGUCACUGCCUGAACGUGAUCGCAGCCAACCAGCACCAAAACACAUGGAACAAAAUCACAAACCUUCAGCAAAUUACACGCUUCAUAUGCAAAUGAAGGCAGGAAAUAAGAACCAGGACCUUUAAUACCUGUGGAUUCAUCUUUCUUAAGAUGCUAAACUCUUGUUUCUGAGCUGAUUUACUCUCUUGACAGAAAAUAUAGUAAUUAUAGUUUGUAGCCAUGGGAAAAGACUUUCUUUUUCCACUUCUGCUGUGCCCUCUUAAGAGUAAAGUUUAAUAAAGCCCAGAGAUUUAAGUGCAAUUUCCCCAUUCUGUGGCUAUAUUUAGCUCCCGCUUGCCAACAGUGGGCUUGAAAUUACUGCUUGUAUGAACCGAGCACAAACAUUGGUGUUAGAAUUAGAAUGAUGUUUUCUUUAUUUUCAGUCGUGGAUUAUAAUGGUCUUGUCUGUGUAUUUGAAUUUGGAGAGCUAAGGCGUCUGUCCGCAAACACUGCCCUACCGGAGGCGGUGAACCUCUUGUGUGCUUGGAGGUUCCUCGCUGGUCCGCCGCCUGGAAAUGAUAACUUAAUGAAUGUCAAAACAAAUAGUCAGAGCUGCAGAGUGGCUCCCUGGCAGGAAAUGCAUGUCUGUCUAUUUAUUUUCUGUCUAUCUUUCACUUACGCACGUCUGGAGGGCGUGUUUUGACUGUACAUGAGCUGAUGGGGAUUUUUGUCUUGGAGAGUGGCGUAUGCCAGAGAUGUGGUGGUCCUGCCCACUUGGGGGUUGUUGUGAAACUCAAGUGAAGGGUCCUCCUUAAGGGGGAGACUGAUUCCUCAGGCUCUCUGGGGACACCAGGGGGUUGUUUCUCUGUCAUCAAACUGUCAUUACACAGCUGUGAUACCAGGGAGAAUUUCUGUUGCACAUACAAUAUGAACAGACAGGUGACAUAAAAGCACUGUAUAUGCAUAAAGUCACCAGUGUUGUUUGACACAAGUUCAGAUUUAUCCAGGCUUUCAGAAUUCUUCUCUUGAAAUACUGUUUCUGAAAUGAUAUUGUUAAACCAUCGUCCACCGGCCUUCAUUACAUCUGUUUACUUUUGGGUUAUGGGUAAAUUAUAUGUAACCUAAGACAUCCAAAAUCCAUUGCCUGGUGAAAUGAGUGCUUCACCACACAUUUAGAUAAGAUGAAGAAUGUCCCUCUCAGCCCAGAGGGCCCUGCCAGCCUGACCUCAAGUCAGCAAAUGUUGUCAGAUGGAGUCUGGUAGAGAGAGGUUUUGUAUCCGAAUCCCUCUAAGUGCCCUUUUCUUAGAAUGAGUUGAAGGACUAUGAACAGUGUGCUUGCACGUUUUAGCUACAAAUUAUUAUAUAUAUUGUGCAUUUUUGCUGACCUUUUUUGAAUGCAUGCAGCACAUUUUCAGAUUUCUUUUUGACAUUUUUAUAAACAAUUCCAGGCAGCCAUUGGUGUCCAUUAAUUUCUGUAUGUAUGAAACUAGCUUGAGUUAAUCAGAGAGCAUUCAUUUUUUGUCAUGGUAAUGCACAAAAGUUUUAACUUUGAGAAAGAUUCAUGCAGGCUGAUUGAUUUUAUUUCAGUAUCAUUUGUAAAUUAAUGGAAGCCAGGUGUUGGAUAAUAUCAUUUCUAAAUUAAAACAAUGUGGCUUGCUUGAUUAGUCGUGAUGCGAAGUAUUAAAAAGCAAAAGAAAAUACUGACAGCACUAUUCUGAGUUAUGUUGUAACAACGACAGUGCAGGACAUACAAUAGACAAUCUACAGCGUGUGUGCAAAGCAGCAUGACACGAUAACUGCAAUGUUGUACUGUAGAAGGAGUAAAGCUGAUUUGAAGGUCUAACAAUGUACUGUUAUAUUUAUUAUUCCAUAUAAGAGAUAUAUGGCUUUACUGAGUCUCUGGAAAUAUUUCAGAAUGUAAAAUAACAUUAACUUCAAAUCCCACAAACACUUACAGAAAAAUGACUUUAGAGAGGUUCUUUUCUUAUUUAUUUCUGUCUCAUGACACAAUUAGCCAGCUCCUUUCGCCAAAGUAAAGAAAUGGGAAAUGGGUAUAAACUCUGAGGAAUGCGCAAGCUCCCCUGGAAAUGUGAACCCAGCUUAUAAAGAAAUUGGGAAUAAACUCACACAAGCAGAAAGUAUUCUGCACUGGACACCUGGUAAAAGUCAAAGCUAAUUUAUUCCCUGAAUGACAACUGCUGGCUUAUAACAUCGCUUAGAUGAAAAUAGGUCAGAGUCACUCUUUUCACACAGCCGAGGGCAGGACUGAUGUCACGGGUAGCGAGCCUUGAAAAAAAAAUCACUCCUUCAGGUUUAGAGAAAUUUAAUGAUUAUUAAAACGUUUGUAAACUGAGCGUAAGGUAGAACAGAAUCACAUACAUUUGUCAGAUGUUACAGAGCUUGUCUCUGGUAAUUCUGACAAAGACAGGACAUUUAAGUAAGUGCAUUCAUAUGUACAUGUGCAUGCAUCAUGUGUCUACGUGCUUCUAGACCAGUCCUUCGCACACGGUGUGGACUCGGCACUCUGUACUUUGUGACAAACAUACGUUAUUGUUAUGAUGUACAAUUAAACAAAAUGUUCUGAAUGUUUUAUUAUUCACUGUCAGUACUUUGUAUGGACUUUAUAGUUCCAUUAUCUCAUUUUUAGUUUAGUUUAAAUGGGUUUGCUGCUGCUUUGAUACAAUUUUACAAAGUUUGGACGAAUUCUUAAAUUAUUUUGGUAUGGUUGUUUGUAAAAUUGAAUUUUGGUAUUCGUAAAUAAAAAUAAAUGUGAUGCUGAGUGAUGAGUGUGAUAAAGGCUGUUUUGCACUGGUAUGAACACAAGUGUGCUUUGAGUUUUUUUGGCUUGUUCUCUGGUGAAAACUACUGUUCUAGACAAAUAUAAUUUAUACAUGAAACAAGAAGAAUUUGAAUUUACAUUAUGAAAUGGAUCAUGAAAUGCAUGUUUAUAUGCACACACUCAUAUCUUUUUAUGACAAUCCAUACUGUGUGUUUAUAAUAAAGUCUGAUCAUUUGAUAUUGUAUCAUAUUUUUGUAUUGCAAUGAGAGCUGCGAGAAAAGAAUUAUCUAUAAGAUAUUAUCAGUGGCAUAAUUUGUUUUAGUCUGUUGUAUCUGGAGAAACAACCUCCAGGUUUGUGUAGUUGGUUUCUGAAUGAUAAACAACAUUUCU
Morone saxatilis (striped sea-bass) is the source of this 8688-nucleotide messenger RNA. RefSeq names its product leucine-rich repeats and IQ motif containing 1 (gene lrriq1). Gene Ontology annotation, molecular function: protein binding. The record is from RefSeq and is a predicted model, not a curated record. NCBI's taxonomy places the organism in Eukaryota, Metazoa, Chordata, Actinopteri, Moronidae.